UGUAUUUGUUUGUAUGAAUUCUACAAAAACAUCAACUACAAAAUCAACUAGCAAACCUAACGGACCAAUUAAUGAAUAUAUAACUACCACUACUGUGAUAACAAACGAACCAACUUCAACUACUAGAAUGGCUACAACAACAGUUUCGACUACUUCUACUUCUGCACCACAAGUUACUCCACGUGCUACUUUUAGAGAUUUAUGUUCACUUUUUUGUUGCCCUCCAUUUCCUUCUUCUAUUGUUGCUAAAUUGGCUUUUAUGCCACCUGAACCUAGUUAUCGGAUUUUGACUAGCGAUACUGGAAGGUUUGUUCUUUUGCUUUUUUAUUUUUUAAUUUCUUUUGGGGGCUUCUAAACUUUUGGGAAGUAAAAAAAUUUUUUGCGGAUAAAAAUUUUUCUGUCCGCAACUUUUUUGCGGACAACCGAACCUUUUCUUAUUAGAAGACCAUUCAAGCUUUGCGAUUAAAAAAAUUUUUGCGAACUGAAUUUUUGCGUAUAUUCUUUGCGGACAACCUCCUUAACCUUGAAUCCUUAUCAUGAACUCAGCCAAUUCCCAUUCCCUCCCUUUCUCCAAUCAAAUAAAACAUGUAUUUUUAAGGACUUCUUUGG
Messenger RNA from Meloidogyne enterolobii, 609 nucleotides. The record is from the annotation of a GenBank genome assembly. NCBI's taxonomy places the organism in Eukaryota, Metazoa, Nematoda, Chromadorea, Rhabditida, Meloidogynidae.